AAUUCCAUAACCAAAUCAAAAGUGGGUAGACACAUCGUUUUAUAUAUUCAUAGGAAAAAUUAAAUCACACACACACACACACACGCUACUUUUCUCUUGUCUCCAGCUUUAGUUACAACCUUUUACACAUUUCAUCCCGAAAGAAUAAAGCAUAUAACAACUAGCGAUGAGAGGAAGAGAACGAGAAGAAGAUGAAUCGGAGUCGAGGGUUCCACUGUUGGAAAGUCCUCGCACGAUGGAGGAAAACGGUGGAGGAUUGAGGAAGAAACUUUGGGUUGAAACAAAGAAGCUAUGGCAAAUCGUUGCUCCGGCAAUGUUCACUCGUAUAACGACAUAUUCGACGCUUGUAAUAACUCAAGCUUUCGCUGGUCAUCUCGGAGAUCUCGAGCUAGCUGCAAUCUCCAUCGUUUAUAACGUCGUUGUUGGCUUCAACUUCGGCCUCUUUCUUGGAAUGGCGAGUGCGUUGGAAACGUUGUGUGGACAAGCGUUUGGAGCAAAGAAGUAUCAUAUGUUGGGAGUUUAUAUGCAACGUUCUUGGAUUGUUCUCUUCUUUUGUUGUAUUUUGUUGUUACCGACUUAUCUUUUCACAACUCCGGUUCUCAAAUUGUUGGGGCAACCGGACGAUAUAGCCGAGCUCUCCGGUGUCGUGUCCGUUUGGGUCAUCCCUCUUCAUUUCGCCUUCUGUUUGUCUUUUCCGCUCCAGCGUUUCCUCCAAUGCCAGCUCAAAAGUCACGUGCCUGCAUUUGGGGCUGGAGUUGGACUGGUGGUUCAUUUUCUAGUGUGUUGGCUGUUCGUGGACGGGUUAAAACUAGGUGCCGUCGGAACUAUGGCUACGGUGAGUAUCUCUUGGUGGGUCAACAUUCUUAUUCUAUUAGCAUACUCUGUUUGCGGCGGCUGUCCACUCACUUGGACAGGCUUCUCCUCCGAAGCUUUCACCGGACUUUGGGAGUUUGUCAAACUCUCCGCUUCUUCAGGCGUCAUGCUAUGUUUGGAAAACUGGUAUUAUCGUAUUUUAAUUAUAAUGACUGGGAAUCUUCAGAAUGCUCGAAUAGCUGUUGACUCUUUGUCCAUAUGCAUGACGAUAAAUGGCUGGGAGAAUAUGAUUCCUCUUGCUUUCUUCGCCGCAACCGGUGUUCGUGUGGCAAAUGAAUUAGGAGCAGGUAAUGGGAAAGGAGCAAGACUCGCGACGAUUGUAUCAGUGACACAAUCAUUAAUCAUUGGAUUGUCGUUUUGGGUGAUAAUAAUGCUUUUCCAUAACCAAAUCGCAUUGAUAUUUUCUUCAAGUGAAGCGGUCUUAAUCGCUGUCAAUAAACUCUCCAUUCUACUAGCUUUCACGAUCCUUCUUAACAGUGUCCAACCAGUUCUUUCCGGUGUUGCGGUUGGAUCAGGCUGGCAAUCCUACGUAGCAUAUAUAAAUUUGGGAUGUUACUAUUGUAUUGGGAUCCCACUUGGAUUUUUAAUGGGUUGGGUUUUCAAUUUUGGCGUCAUGGGAAUAUGGGCUGGUAUGAUCUUUGGAGGUACCGCAGUUCAAACAAUAAUCUUAAGUUUUAUUACGAUGAGAUGUGACUGGGAAAAAGAGGCACAACGAGCAAGUGCACAUGUUAACAAAUGGUCCAACACACUAAAAUAAAAAAAUUGUGGAAGGCUUGAAUCUAUGUAUUAAAUAAUUUGGCAGUAAGAUUUUUGCUUUUCUAAACUGCUAUAUGUUCUUAUGUUGGUAUAAAAGACUGAUGUGGUAUACCGAGAGUCAGUCCAAGUAUUACAUAGGUUCUAUGUAGUAACUACAAAAAUGUCUUUUGUGAACUUAUUUUUCAAACAUGUCUCAUAACAAUAAUUAUCAGAAAAGAGUUACAUA
Molecule: messenger RNA, 1855 nt
Organism: Brassica napus (rape)
Lineage: Eukaryota; Viridiplantae; Streptophyta; Magnoliopsida; Brassicales; Brassicaceae
Product: protein DETOXIFICATION 27-like
Exons: 9
Coding region: 167-1630 (487 amino acids)
Biological process (GO): xenobiotic detoxification by transmembrane export across the plasma membrane
Cellular component (GO): membrane
Molecular function (GO): antiporter activity; xenobiotic transmembrane transporter activity
Source: RefSeq, a predicted model, not a curated record